UUGUUAUCUCUCUUAAACGUCAAUGGCAUCCUCUGAGUCCAAGCCCUGUUGGAAAACGAAAACAGAAGACAAAAACCCAACACAACAAGAGAAGGAAAUCAGAAAACAAGGCCUGAAGAAACAGAUUCUCAGAAACGGAAGUUCAUGGCAAACUCCGUCUCGCGGAGACGAGGUCCAAGUACAUUUCAGCGGGCGGAUAAAAGGAGGGGCAUGUCUUGAUCAGAGUCGUGACAUUGGAACUCCCUUUAAGUUCAAAUUGGGCCAAUGUGAAGUAAUCAAGGGACUGGAUGAAGGGGUUGCCACAAUGAAGAAGGGUGAGAGAGCAAUCUUCACAAUACCGCCGAAUUUGGCAUACGGAGAAGUCGGCAAUCCACCGUUGAUCCCACCCAAUUCGACUCUCGUUUAUGACAUUGAGAUGAUAUCUUGGAGGACCAUCCGAGAUAUAACUGGUGAUGGAGGAAUACUGAAGAAGAUAAUAAAGGAAGGUGAAGGUUGGGCCACUCCAAGAGAUGGUGAUGAAGUUUUAGUGAAGUACAAGAGCAGCCUUGAGAAUGGAAUGCUCGUCUCCGAAUCCGACAAUACUGAGUUCUAUAUAAGUGAUGAUUAUAUAUGCCCUGCCAUAAGCAGAACAGUCAAGACUAUGAGAAGAGGCGAGAAAGCUGAACUAGCAGUGAAGUCCUCCUAUAGCUUCAAAGAAGUUGUGAAUGGAACUGCUACGAUGGGUGUUAUUGCUCCACUUGCAUCUAAUUUAACCAUCGAAAUUGAACUCAUAUCAUGGAAAAGUGUCGUCGAUGUCACCGGAGAUAAGAAGGUGGUCAAAAAGAUUAUAAAACCUGGCGAGGGCUUUGAUCAUCCUAAUGAAGGUGCCAUAGUGAAAGUGAUAUAUACUGGCACGCUUGAAGAUGGAUCGGAAUUUGAGAGCAAGGGAUCUGAGGAGGAACCUUAUGAAUUUGUAUGUCUAGAAGAACAAGUAAAUGAGGGUCUAGAUAGAGCUAUCAUGACUAUGAAGAAAGGAGAACAAGCACUGGUGACUGUGGGAGCAGAGUUUCUCCCAAGCUUUGAUGCUUCAAGAAUGGUUGCUACGGGUUCUUUGGUGUAUUAUCGAGUACAGCUGAUUGAAUUCACUAAGGAGAAACCUUUUUGGAAGAUGGACACAAGUGAGAAAUUGGAAUUUUGUGAGAGAAAGAAGCAUGAUGGAAAUCUUCUGUUUAAGGCCGGGAAAUUUUGGUGUGCUUCCAAGAAAUAUGAAAAGGAAAAUUACCUAAUCGAAUUCGACCAUUCCUUCACCGAUGAUGAGAAGUAUCAAGCACAGACCUUGUGGCUAUCAUGCCAGCUAAACAAUGCAGCUUGUAAACUUAAAAUGGAUGAGUUUCUUCAAGCUUCAAAACUCUGUACAAAGGUCUUAGAAGUUGAUCCAUUCAAUAUCAAAGCUCUUUACAGAAGAUCUCAAGCAUACCUUAGAAUUUCAGAGUUAGAGAAAGCUGAGGAAGAUAUCAGGAGAGCACUAAGGAUUGAUCCAAACAAUAGAGAUGUGAAGUUGGUGCACAAAGAGCUAAAGGAUAAGCAAAUGGAAUAUGUUAAAUAUCAAUCUGAGAUUUUCAGUUCCAUGUUAGCAAAGAUGGCUAACUAGGAAAUCAGUAGAGAAGUUUCUCUAACCUUUACAGCCGAUAAAAGGUCAAACGACAUGAGAUAAGGUGGGGUGGGACUUGAGUUUGAGAGAGUACACACAGAAUUUUACAUUGUAUUUAUUGAGG
Messenger RNA from Morus notabilis, 1754 nucleotides. Its product is annotated as 70 kDa peptidyl-prolyl isomerase. The record is from RefSeq and is a predicted model, not a curated record. Lineage: Eukaryota; Viridiplantae; Streptophyta; Magnoliopsida; Rosales; Moraceae. Bases 23 to 1630 code for a protein of 535 amino acids. Gene Ontology annotation, molecular function: peptidyl-prolyl cis-trans isomerase activity; protein binding. The transcript has 12 exons.